This is a messenger RNA of Microthlaspi erraticum, 1605 nucleotides long. The record is from the annotation of a GenBank genome assembly. NCBI's taxonomy places the organism in Eukaryota, Viridiplantae, Streptophyta, Magnoliopsida, Brassicales, Brassicaceae.
AUGCCACCAAAGGGAAGAGGACGUGGAAAGGGACGUGCCGAAGCUCGUGGAGGAGCUACUACCCGUCAGGGAGCAAGAGCUGCAGCCCGAGAAGCGGUGUCAGAAAGUGUGCAUGAUGGAAACAGUGAGCAAGUGAAUGCCGUUGCAGCUGCAGCAGCCGCUCAGGAAGAUGUUCGAGCUGCCGAACAUGCUGCUGUGUUGGAGGAACUUCAGAGGUACCAAACUCAGUUUGGAAAUUUGGGUGUAGAUCCAGUGGGAGGAGUAGGAGGAGUAGAUGCACCGCCUCAUGAAGCACCGAAUGUUGCUGCUCCGGUCCACCGACCGCCGCCGCCGCCGCCACCUCCAGUGCAAGCUCACGGGUGGCAGAUAACAUAUUGGGAGGCUAUGGGCCAUAUGAAGAGCAUGGGUACUGAAACUUUUGGGGGUAAGUCAAACCCCACAGCUGCAGAUGAUUGGAGGAAAAAGUUAGAGCGCAACUUUGAUGUUGUGAGGUGCCCGUAUGAGUAUCGUAAGGAUUUGGCGGUUCAAUAUCUGAAAGAGGAGGCACUUGUUUGGUGGGAAGGUGUGACAGAGAAACUGCGCUAUGAGCUGAACUACGAUGACUUCAAGAACGAGUUCAUGAGGAAGUACUUUUCCCGUGAAAUGAUGAACAAGAUCAAUAAUGAGUUCAAGGACAUUUCUCAGGGAAACCGGGAUGUCAGGCAAUAUGAAGCGGAGUUCAACCAGUUGAGAAGGUUUGCGGGCAGAUACUUGGACGAGGAGGACCUAAUCCGUAGGUUUCUGAAAGGAAUGCGGGUCGAGUUGAGGAACCGCUGCAUGCUUAAGGAAUACAUGUUUCUGGAAGACUUAGUCGAGACGGCUGCACAGCAGGAACUAGGAUUGGAAGAGGAUUUUAAGCAGAAUAAGAGUGUCCAAGCAAAGACUGGGAAGAGGAGCUGGGAUACUGCAAGUGCCGGGCCAUCAACAACCCCUAUUAUUGUGUGCAAGACCUGCGGGAAGAGGCACCUCGGGACUUGCAGGAAUGAUAUCACUUGCUUUAAGUGUAAUCAGCGUGGGCAUUAUCAGAAGGAAUGCCCUGCAAAUGGUCAAGUAAGGGGUUGUUACCGCUGUGGAAAGACUGGUCACAUCGCUAGAGACUGCAUUGUUCGCCUACUGGGCCAACAGCAAGGAGACCGCAACCGUGAGCAGUUACCGCCACCGCCGAAGAGGCAAGCUGUAGCCCCGCGCGUGUUUGUCGCUGGAGACCACAAUGGCGCUGAACCGAUUGCUGGAUCGGUUUUGGUUGGGGGUGGGCUAGCCUUUACGCUUUUUGAUACCGGUGCAACACAUAGCUUUGUGAGCCCGGGACUGGUAAAGUAUUGGACUUUUGCGGGUACGUUAAUUCCAAGGAAGAGAGGAAUUCAAACGGCGGGCACAGAGAAAGUAGAAUCCAGCGGGAUUUACGAGGAGGUGCCAAUUUCAAUUCAAGGUGUGGAGUUGAUGGAAAAUCUUAGAGAAAUGGAGUUAAAUCACUACGACGUGGUUCUCGGGAUGGAUUGGUUGACCCAACACAAGGCCGUGUUGGAUUGUCAACGGACACGGGUUCAUAUCCCUAGAACGGAAUGA